AUGGUAGCAAUCAACACCUUUCAGGCUCUGGCCGUGGCAGCCAGCGCCCUUCCCUUCGUCAUCGAAGCAGCACCAACACCCGGCAUCCCAAACCCCAAAAUCUGGAACGUCGAAGACAAGCCAGAAGCAACACGGAGUCCCGGCUCUGACAUCAUCCUCGAACCAUCCAUCCCUCAAACAGGUGAAGGUUUGGACCGAAUCAAAAAGACCAUGAAGGAGAUAGCGGAUGAACAGAAUAAGAGGGCCCAGGCCUCCAACCGGCACGACUCCUCCUCACUGUCUCCAUCCGUCCUCUCGACGUAUCGUGGCAUCCCAGACGAUGAUGACGACUCGGAAGAACCCGAGCAACAGCCCGAGAAGCGCGAUGUUGCUGAUGGUAUCAUGAACGAGAGCAAGACCGCUUCCGCCAACGAACCUCGGUAUCACCGACUGGAGCAGAUACCUGAUCGACCUAGACUCCUUCACAAACUCAAGACACACAAGGUGGUGCCUCAAAUGAAGGCGGAUGAGAAACAACAGUAG
Messenger RNA from Fusarium coffeatum, 522 nucleotides. RefSeq lists its product as uncharacterized. The transcript has a single exon. Bases 1 to 522 code for a protein of 173 amino acids. NCBI's taxonomy places the organism in Eukaryota, Fungi, Ascomycota, Sordariomycetes, Hypocreales, Nectriaceae. The record is from RefSeq and is a predicted model, not a curated record.